Messenger RNA from Gadus macrocephalus (Pacific cod), 1411 nucleotides. It is a transcript of the gene dtex3lb.1, whose product is annotated as deltex E3 ubiquitin ligase 3L b, tandem duplicate 1. The transcript is spliced from 4 exons. Lineage: Eukaryota; Metazoa; Chordata; Actinopteri; Gadiformes; Gadidae. The coding region runs from base 142 to 1407 and encodes 421 amino acids. The record is from RefSeq and is a predicted model, not a curated record.
GUGGGCACUGGGGAUGUAUCGAAUUAUGUGGGCGUGGCAUGUGCUAUGUAGGUCCGUCCAACACUUUCACUUUUGAUUUUAAGAAGAGAAUUAAGAAGCGAACCAACGGGUGAAGUAAGUUGAAAACCCAGGAUUACCGAGAUGGAAAACAAAGCCACCAUUCGUCUGAAGGUAGACUGGCCAGAAGGAGUACCCCAGCAGCCGGAGGUAGAACUUCAAAAGGCUCUACAAACCUGGUUAACCAAAUCCGCCAGCAGUACUGUCUGGGAGUGUCUGAGUGUAACUUCUCCACAAGAUGGAGCUGUUGAGGCGGUGGUUUCAGCCUCUUUCGAACAUCUAUUCACUCAAGAAACUGAGUUGACCUUGAAGCAUCAGAGAACAGCGUUAGUGACUCGUGUUCUGCCUGGAGAUGAGCUGCCAGGGACCCAAGCAGAAGCCUCAAGCCCCUCAUCCGGAAUGCCUGAGCCUGUGAGCUGCACUUUACCGCUGGUCCACUUCUGGUACGUGAACCAGGUCUACAGAGAGAAAAUGAAACGCAUCGAGGAAGAAAACGGAGUUCAUAUCCAAAAGGACGUGAAGGUGUCCUUCAACGGUGACACCAGCGCUGGAGCAGACCCAGUCAAGGCUCUCUCUGAAUUCACCGAUCUAGUCCAGUCUUGUUUAGGAGACUCCACAUGCUACUCUUACUCCCAUGAGCCCGGUCAAGUGGACUGGGAGAAAGCCCUUCAACUCAUCCAGCAGGGUCAAGAGAAGCUCACGCUUACCGUGUCACCCCAUGAGGUGGAGGUGUGUGGGCCAAUGAAAAGCCUGAAGACUUUCGAAACCAUUUCAAAAAUGCAAAAGAAAAUCCUUAAUACUCCGGUUCCUGGUCCGUCAUCUGCAGGGGAAGCUCAAGGAAGAUCACAAAGGGUCAGCAUGAACUUCAGAGACCCUCUGCUCAGCUCUGGUGUAGCAAUAGAUGCAACCAACUACAAAGUGAUGGCUAUCGCUUAUAAGGAUGAAAUGGCCAUGAUCGAAAGCAAGUUCGGUGUGAAUUUCUUUUACAUGCAAGAUGCGGUCUGGGCCAAAGCUAAACCCGGGGGGUCUGAAGACACCGUUACCCUGGAGGGCCACGCCCUCAGAGCUGUUCUGUGUCUGUACCAGAGAGUGGCCACCUCUGUGCUGAGUUGCUCCCUGCAGAGCCAUAGCCAGAGCGAGAGCCACCUAGUGGGGCAGAGACUGGCUGGACACCCUGGGGUCGUCCUAGACCGUCUUGGGGACCAGUGGAGGAUCAUCGGCCUGCCAGAGGACCUGCGCCGGGCUGUGGAGCACAUCGAGAGUGACCUAGAAAGACCCGUCUUCAGGGAGGAGGACAGGCAGAGGGUCGGAUGUUCCAAAAGGGAUGCAUCUGUAUGCGUUAUUGCAUGAGAGC